GAUCAAUACUCCGCUUUUGUUUGACUUCUCUUUUCCACAGUGAAAAGUAUGGGCCGCCUUGAUGGGAAGGUGAUUGUAUUGUCUGCCGCCGCACAGGGGAUUGGACGUGCUGCUGCAAUAGCAUUUGCAAAAGAAGGAGCUCUAGUCACAGCAACAGAUAUAAAUGGAGAGAAACUCAAGGAACUAGAGGCAUUCAAAGGUAUCAAGACUAAAAUGGUGGAUGUGACAAAAAAGGAUCAAGUGGAAGCCCUGGCCAAAGAACAUGAACACAUUGAUGUGCUGUUUAAUGUUGCAGGGUUCGUCCACCAUGGCAACAUCUUGGACUGUGAAGAAGCUGACUGGGACUUCACCAUGAAUGUCAAUGUGCGCAGCAUGUAUCUCAUGUGCAAAGCUUUCUUGCCUAAGAUGUUGGAAAAAAAAGCAGGAAACAUUAUUAACAUGGCUUCUGUUGCUUCAAGCAUAAAAGGUGUGGUGAACCGCUGCGUCUACAGUACCUCCAAAGCUGCUGUGAUUGGCCUCACCAAAUCCAUAGCUGCCGAUUUCAUUGAACAAGGCAUUCGCUGCAAUUGUGUCUGUCCUGGAACUGUUGAUACUCCAUCCUUGAGGGCUAGGAUCCAGGCCCAGCCUGACCCUGAACAAGCUUACAAGGAUUUUAUGGCCCGACAAAAAACGGGCAGAAUGUGCACUGCUGAAGAGGUGGCGCAUCUCUGUUUGUACCUGGCCUCAGAUGAGUCGGCCUAUGUCACUGGAACAGAGCAAAUCAUUGAUGGAGGUUGGAGACUGUGAAGAACCUGUGGAGUUCUCAUUAUGAUAGCACAGUAAAUUCAAGAAGAUCAAAAUAAAGUCUGGAUAAUCAAUCAU
Cyprinodon tularosa is the source of this 861-nucleotide messenger RNA. RefSeq names its product 3-hydroxybutyrate dehydrogenase, type 2 (gene bdh2). NCBI's taxonomy places the organism in Eukaryota, Metazoa, Chordata, Actinopteri, Cyprinodontiformes, Cyprinodontidae. The transcript is spliced from 9 exons. The coding region runs from base 49 to 786 and encodes 245 amino acids. Gene Ontology annotation, biological process: siderophore biosynthetic process. Gene Ontology annotation, cellular component: cytoplasm. The record is from RefSeq and is a predicted model, not a curated record. Gene Ontology annotation, molecular function: 3-hydroxybutyrate dehydrogenase activity.